This is a messenger RNA of Exophiala dermatitidis NIH/UT8656, 3729 nucleotides long. RefSeq lists its product as uncharacterized. The record is from RefSeq and is a predicted model, not a curated record. Gene Ontology annotation, biological process: DNA repair; DNA alkylation repair. Gene Ontology annotation, cellular component: nucleus. Lineage: Eukaryota; Fungi; Ascomycota; Eurotiomycetes; Chaetothyriales; Herpotrichiellaceae. The transcript is spliced from 2 exons. Gene Ontology annotation, molecular function: dioxygenase activity. The coding region runs from base 1901 to 3151 and encodes 416 amino acids.
CAACUGCCACUGCAUCCUUUUUCCUUUUGCCCUGCUUCGCUCUCUCACACACCCUUUUUGAACCCUUGCCUCGUAUCGCUCGUGCGUCUGUGCUGUAUGUACUGCAUAUGUCCUGCGUGUCCGUGCAGCGUGCAUUCAGCUACUACUGCCGCCGGCGACCACUACGGCUCCUUGCUGCGGCGAACUACCACUAGCAAUGCGACUUCAUCCUCGGCGCCACUGACGAGCCGUCCUCAUCAUCCUUGUUUCUCUCUGCCAUGUGAGGUGGCUUUGUGAUGCCUCAGGACGACAAUUCAGCUCCGAGUCGUCCCUUGGUCCAUCAGCAUCUAACACACUUCGGUGCUUACAGGCCCGACGCCAGUCCUAUACCGGCGUCCUACCUCCAUUUUAUACCUGCGUCUACUACUGGCCACCGCUCGUGUUCAACGGCCGCCCUCUGCAAAUCAUCUCUCUAAGCCAAUCAUUUACCGACAGUCGGCCUUUGAACCUUUCAUUUUCCUGGCCUAUCCGAGCAGCCAGGCAUUUUAGCCCCGUCGUUCAAGAGAAAGUACUGGUAGUUCGUGUCGAAGUGUGUGUGACACAGGUUUCUCAGCCACGUAUCACCCUGGCUAUUCGACGGAUAACUUGUCGUGGAGGAAGACAGUAAUUAACAAACCAACAUACUGUAUCUCUACUCGGGGUGCAGUUACCACAGCACCCGCCAUCAAAGUUGUCCCCCGCGACCUCGCAAGAGAGCGAUCUGGCGCACACCCUCCGCCUACUCCUACUCGUGGGUACGACACAACAAUCAUCCAUCUACCAGUCACCCUCCGGACCCACGGCGCUUCUGUCGCUGUCACCGAAACCAUCUCGGCCUGCUCCGCGGUUUACGCUGUCAUCGUGUCACCUCACCGACUGCUUGUGAUCGGCCAAGGAAAAGGAAGUCCUCCUGAAAAGAAAGUACAUUUCUGUAGACUCGACCCUUCUCAUCUCCAUCUUCUACCGUAACACCAGGCUCCCGCAUGAUGCGGCUUCCCUUGGACCAUGUUAUUUCCUCCCGGCUCCUUGCCUCAUGGUCCGCCGAUUGAGACCAAAAAGGCCUUGUUACUACUCGACUUUCAAAACGACUUCGUCUCCCCAGAGGGAAAGCUUCCUGUGGCCAAUGUACCUUCUUUCCUCCCGCAGCUGAUCUCCCUCGCGUCCGAGUUCCGCGAAAAGGGAGACGUUAUCUGGGUGGGUACGGAGUACCAGCAGUCUCGCUCCACAAUUUCUACCACCACAGGCUCGCAUUCCAUUCUUCUCAGGCAAUUCCUAUCGGAUCAAGGGCAAAGUGAAGAGCAGAGUGCGUCUCUCGCCCAUCCUGCUCGCACACGCUCAUCCUCGGAAGAUCUGCUCUCGCCGUCCUCAAAACCCGAUGCCGCCCAUGAUCGAGAGGCUUUCUUGACCGAGACCACAUACAGGUGCUGUAUCCCCGGUACCUCCGGUUCCGACUAUCCAGAUCUCAUCAAACAUGCCAUCGACUCGCAACGGGACCUGCUCAUCGCCAAAUCUCACUACUCGGCUUUUGUGGACUCACCGCUUCUCACACAUCUGCGGACCAGACUCAUAACUGAGUUGUAUGUGUGUGGCAGUCUGUCCAAUAUUGCGGUAUAUGCUACCGUGCUAGACGCAGUCUGUCAUGGUCUUCAGGUCACGGUUGUCGAGGACUGUCUCGGUUUCAAUGACGAAAAAUGCCAUGUAGAAGCCAUGCGUCAAAUGGCUGAUCACAUGGGCGCAAACGGCGUCGAUUGCCAAGAGCUCCGUGACGAUCUUGCUGGACUGCUGGGUGAUGUGAUACGUGAAGACCAAUACACCACCACUUUUCAAGUCAGCCUUGCUCCUCCUCGGCUGCGGAGGCCUCGUACUUCGAGAAAGCAUAUCCAUGACUGGAUGGCUGGGUUGGAAGGCCAGGAUAUUGCCAGCAGCCAGGCAGAAAAUGUGGGCGCCGUCCCCGAAGACGGUACGAGGAGGGCGAGCAAUGGCCGUGACUCGCGUACAAAGAAGCGAGUCGUCCGCCGAAGAGAAGCAUCCCUCGAUCCGCUUCUCGAAGAGGUCCCCCUCGCCUCCGUAUGACACAGGUAUACUUUGGACAGGGUCUGGUAAAGGUGCCGAAACCGAUGAAUCUGCCCUUCCAGACGACCAGCAAAGUCGUGGUGACGGGCCUGCGUCACAGGCACCUCAAGGGAGACAUGAGUCUCGGUCGAGACAGAAAAUGGCGGCCCCUAAGUUCCUUGGGCCUAACGACAGGAUCGGCGAAGGUGAUUGCCGGCUCGUGUUAAAUCUACUCGAUCCCGACGAGGCCGAACGGGCAUUCUACUCGUGUAAGGAUUCCAUCAGAUGGCAGAAAAUGUAUCACCGCACUGGCGAAGUGCCCCGCUUGGUAGCCGUCCAAGGAGAAGUCACCGAGGACGGUACAUGCAAGCCCAUCUACAGGCACCCGGCUGACGAGUCACCCGAACUCUUUCCCUUUCACCCUACGGUUGAUGUCUUGCGCAUAGCUGCAGAGAAAGCGGUUGGUCAUCGCUUGAACCAUGUUUUGCUGCAAUGGUACCGCAACGGCGAAGACCACAUCUCGGAGCACUCUGACAAGACUCUGGACAUAGUUCGCGGGUCGACCAUUGUCAAUGUGAGUUUGGGUGCUCAAAGGACCAUGACCCUGCGCACAAAGAGCUCGGCGGUUACUGUUACUGUUGUGGCAGAUGACGGCAGUCGACAGUCUGACUUUGUCAGACCUUCUCAGCGCAUACGCUUACCUCAUAAUUCUCUUUUUGCCCUUGGCCAGGAGACCAAUCGGCUCUGGUUGCAUGCCAUCCGAGCAGAUAAAAGACCUGCCUCUCUUAAAGACCCGGAGGAACUUGCCUUUUCAGGAGAAAGGAUAAGUCUGACUUUCAGACACAUUGGCACUUUCAUCAACCCUAUAGACAACACCAUAUGGGGCCAAGGGGCGACGGGGAAACAGAGAGAAGGAGCCAAACGGCUGUUGACCGGCAGUGAAGCCGAGCAACAAGGCGAGUCGAUGAUUAGGGCCUUUGGUCAGGAGAACCAUCGCAGUAUUGAUUGGGAUUGGGAUGAAUGUUACGGGAAAGGCUUCGACGUUGUCAAUUUCCAGACAAUGAAGGCUUCAGCAGAUUGAACAUUUGCAGUCAGCGAUUACGGCCCAAAGGACCUAGGUCGCUUGAACCACACUGUUUCUUCUCCAGGAGUUUCUACAGCAUAGCAUAGCAGAGCGCAUGGUGGCGCAUCUGUUCAGCACGUGUUCACGGCGACGUCUUUGGGAUUUUAGUCAAGUUGUACGGGGAAUGAAAAAAAAGCGCAGUCAAUUUAGUAAUCUGUCUCUGCUUGAAAGAUACCGAUCUAGUGUCCACCUUCUCAUUUGCUCACUUUCUUACUCACUCACUCACUCACUUUCUCUCCUUUUCAAGCAGAGACGAAAAUCAGAUACUGGGGGGAGAAGGCCGAAGCACCGCUGUACAGAUUUGCAAAAAGUCGAUUCGGCCCAGCCAUGUAUACACGUGGAGUUGACCGGGCCGUCUAUUGUGAUACAUCAUUGUCUUCACGUAUACUCUAGCUUGCUUGAUUGCUCGGCCGGCAUCGCAGAACUGGCACACUUAAAAAGUCUCUCCAGCGUCGAUUAACAACGCCAUCCUAUUACUGUAGCCGUAGAACUCCAUCAAGGACGAGGCGCAGAGAAAAUGCAGAGAUUGUCCGCAG